Messenger RNA from Chara braunii, 2779 nucleotides. Lineage: Eukaryota; Viridiplantae; Streptophyta; Charophyceae; Charales; Characeae. The record is from the annotation of a GenBank genome assembly.
UCCACCAUCAGGCACUCUGCUGACUCUCGAUCCCAGAGGCGAUGGAACUCAAGUGUCAACUUGAGAUGCUCCUUCGACUGGGUUUUAUUAAACCCAGUAACUCCCCUUGGGGUGCACCCGUCCUCUUUGCUCGCAAAGCGGACGGAACUCUUCGCCUUUGCAUUGACUACCUUGGCCUUAACCGUUACACGAUUAAGAACAACUAUCCCAUGCCUCUCGCGGAUGAGUCGUUUGACCGUUUGGUAGGCAACCGCUUCUUUACGAAGAUCGAUCUUCGUAGCGGUUACCACCAGAUCCGCGUAGCCAAAGAGGACCAGCCAAAGACCGCCUUUCGGUCGCACUUCGGCCACUACGAGUUCACGGUGAUGCCACUUGGCUUCACCAAUGCACCUGCCACCUUCCAGACGACGAUGAACGACAUCUUCAGGGACAUCCUCGAAGAAUACGUUCUUGUAUACCUGGAUGACAUUCUGGUCUACAUUCGUACCUUAGAAGACCAUGUCAGACACCUCCGCAAUGUCCUACAGCGCUUAUGCAAGCAUGGCUUCUAUGCCAAGCUUAGCAAGUGUCGCUUUGCCCAGAGCAAAGUGGACUUCCUAAGACACUAUGUGUCUAACCAGGGUCUCCACAUGGACGACGCAAAGAUCACUGUUAUUGCAGAGUGGCCCGUUCCCACAUCUGUCAAGCAGCUUCGCAGUUUUCUAGGCCUCACUAGUUACUAUAGUAAUUUCAUCCGGGGAUACACUAGGUAUUCCUACAUCCUUACCUCCACCCUCCUCCAGAAGAACCCGCCGUCGUUUUGGACACCCCUGUGCGAGGACGCCUUUCGUGCCCUCAAGAAGGCGGUGACUGGUGCGCCGGUUCUUCGCCUCCUCGAUUUUGAUCGCCCCUUUAUCAUCACCACCAAUGCGUCAGAUUUUGCAGUAGGAACUGUCCUCUCUCAGGUGUUUCCCUCUCCUCUGGAUUCAUCUUAUCCCCAUGUUCCUCCUUUCCCCCCCCCUCCUGUUGACACUGCUUCUCGAUUGACGCCUACCCUCCCACCACUUCCCUUCACUGACAAUCCUCCCGUUACCUACUCCCUGACCAUCGCAGAGGAUGGGACUAUCGAGGCUCGUGCUGGGGAUUGCCCGAUCGCCUUCUACUCCUAUCAGCUACUGCCUGCCGAGAUAAACUACACUGUCGAUGAACGUGAGGCUGUAGCAAAGUUCCAUGACCAGGCAACCGCCGGUCACAUGGGCUUUCACAAGACAUUGGCUCGUGUUUGCCGCCUCUACCUCUGGCCGAAGUCCAAGGACUUCGUCAAAGCCUACAUCCAGGACUGUCCUACCAGCCAGGAGGUGAACAGUGCGAACCACCUUUCGUAUGGGUUACUUCAGCCCUUACCCAUACCCGAGGGUCGUUGGCAGUCCAUCUCGAUGGAUUUCAUUGGUCCCCUCUGCCCACCCACUGAGCGUGGUCAUGAUGCUAUCUUGGUCGUCAUCGAUCGCUUCACGAGGCGUGCACGUUUUGUCCCGUGCCACUAUCGCAUUAGCGCUCGUGAGGUCGCCAACAUCGUCUUCGACCAAGUCGUGAGAGAUCACGACUUACCUCAGAGCAUCAUCUCCUACCGUGACCCGUGCGUUACCAGUACAUUCUGGCGACGCCUACACGAGGUGUACGGAUCCCAGCUCCGCUUCUCAUCGUCUUACCACCCUCAGACGGAUGGUCAGACUGAGGUCACCAAUAAAACUCUCGGUAAUAUCCUCCGAAAGUUUGUUAGGGAUGACCAACAGUGGGACUUACACUUAGCCCACGUGGAGAUUGCGUACAACCACACUCUUUCGCCAGCCACAGGGAUGUCGCCAUUCUAUUGCGACCUCGGCUACCACCCUCGUGUACCCGAGGACUUCCUACGACGAUCGCGGUUGUGCCCAGACACUCGUUGUCCUGCCCUUGACGACCGGAUCGCCCACAUGGCGAUGAUUAUGAAGCGAGCACACGAGAGUCUAGCCGACUCCCAGACCCGCAUGGUCGCACGAGCAAACCGAUCACGAAUGGAUCAUCCAUUCAAAGUCGAUGACGACGUGCUCAUCGACGCACGCCACUUGCAGCUCAAAGCGGAUACGCUUCGCAAGUUCAGGCGUCGUUUCUUCGGUCCAUGCUGCAUCCUUCAGGCCGUCGGUUCUGAUACUGUCGCUAGUCCGGUCAGCUUCCGUGUGAAGCUACCUGAUUACCUUCGACGGACUCGCGUACACGAUGUUUACCACAUCUCCUUGCUGCGUCCUUAUCGCAGACCGUCAGAGUGCUUCGCCGGACGUCCUUAUGAGCACCCUCCACCUAUCAUGGUGGACAGUCAUGAGGAGUUCGUUGUUUCCGACAUCGUAUCUCGCCGAGUUACCGACGAUACCCCUCCACGCAUCGAGUACCUUGUGCGUUGGAAGGGUUACCCUGAUGAGGAGGCUACUUGGGAGCCCCUCGAGCACUUGCAGCACGCUCAGAUGUUGGUGCGUGCAUAUGAUCGUGCUCGUCGUGCUGAGACAUCUGCUCCUACUCAGCCGACUGACCCUCUUCCUCCUCCUUUGGCUGAGGAGAUCGCUGAGGACGAGCCCGCUCCCUCUGAGGCCGUUCGUCAGCAGCGGAUGGACGCCUCUGCGCGUCCACCUUGCACUCGUCGACGGCCCCGGCGUCUUGACGAUUAACACUUUGAUCACGUACUAUCUCCCUACUGACUCACACCAUGAGGUACUCCAUCAUCAACUUCUUCAAGAUGCCAGCAUUUUGCGGCUCUGCUUCGACAUCG